Molecule: messenger RNA, 3497 nt
Organism: Thermothielavioides terrestris NRRL 8126
Lineage: Eukaryota; Fungi; Ascomycota; Sordariomycetes; Sordariales; Chaetomiaceae
Exons: 3
Coding region: 282-3329 (1015 amino acids)
Source: RefSeq, a predicted model, not a curated record
UUGGCCGGGUCAUCAUCGACGCACAAUCACGCCUCGGCCGCCCACUGUUACACCAAGACUGUCGCGAGACUGCCGGCUUGAACGCCUGGCUCGGUGCAUCCCUUGCGCGACGUUGGAUUGGCCUCUUGGCGGCCGCGCAGCGGGACGCGCCGCAGUUGCUCCCUUGAUAAGCCCGCCUCGAACCCCUUGCUCUCGGCGUUUUGGGUCUGGAUCGCAGUUUCCAAAGCCCUCUGGACAACUCGGCGCUGGAGACGUUGGCCCCGUUCGACUCUUCAUUCGUCAUGGACUCGCGACAUCCGCUCGGCCGACCUGGUGCUCCAACUCCGGUCAAUGACAUGACAACGGCCCACACCAGUGCUCAGGACUCAGGAGCCGCCGUCAACCGAGCCGGUGCCGCCGGCGUUCCUCCUGCUCAAGUUUCCAUGUCCGCAGUGGCCAAAGCCACCGUACUCGAUGCCCACCUGCCGGAACUGGGGCCUGAAGAUGGCAUGAUCCGGGACUCGUGGGCCUCGCUUGCCUCGACGGCCGGUAGCAGGGAUUCGGUCGCUCCUAGCAUCUUUUCGGUCAGAGCAUCAACAGCGUCCGCCUCGACACGGUACUCGGCCCGUCAGUCGUCAAUUGAGUCUCCUGUCUCCGCUACGAGUCCCUUGCAUCAGGAGCACCGCAAAGGCAGCUUUCCGCAGCGCCCUCGCUAUUGGUGUACCUUCUGCGAAGCAGCUUUCGACUCGAAGACGGAGUGGAAGCUCCACGAGCUCGAGUUCCAUGACCGACGGGAACGAUACCCAUGCCGGAGCUGCGCAGCCCACUUCCCGCGGCCUGCGCUGUUGGCCGAGCAUCUCAAGAGUGAACACGGCCUCGACCCUGCCACGGGUUCCUCCAACCGCGUUCAGUACUCUCCCAUCCGAAGCGCAUGGGGCUGUGGGUUCUGCGCGGCCUCCAUCCCGUCCCGCAACGACUACCUGGAGCACGUCGGCAGGCACUACGAUGAGGGCAAAGAGAAGUCGGAGUGGCAGCACACCCGUGUCAUUGAUGGACUGCUUCAUCAGCCCCGGCUGGAAGCAGCCUGGAGAGCCUUGAUCAACCAGGAGGAGCAAGCACGGGGCACGAAGCUGCGCCUUUUCUGGGACCCAAAUACGACAGGCCGGGCGGACGAUGCCACCGAGUCCUCCUCCUCUUUGCAGAAUCUACUUGAGUUCUUUGCGACAGGAACCAGGAACGCUGAGGAAGUGGCGGCCGUGGCCUUCCGCAGCGCUCAUGUCAGACCAGAGGGCAACGUCAGUAGCCUCAUCAGCAAACUUCACUUACGGACGGUGGAGCCGAGAUUGCAGAGCCUCAGCCAGAGCCCUCCCCAGCUUUCUCCGGAUUUGCGACCCGCCUCGGUUCAAGCAGAGGACGAUGUUGUUUCCCCCAUUUCGCCCUUGCCUGCCCCGCUUCGGCCACCUACAGCGCCUCCCCGAAUUCUGAGCCCGCAGAUUCCUUUGCUUCACGCAUCCUCCCGCCUGCACACGACCCAGGCAAUGGGCGCUGGUAACCCAACGUCCAGAGCUGCUCCAGUAGCAGGAAGGGAGACUCCGCAGCCACCACGAUUGCCACUGACUUCUGCGGGGCCCGAACCACGCGAUGCCGCGGACCCUCAGGCAACCCUCCCCCCAAAGAAGAGCGCCCUUCGCCGUAUUGAAAGCGCCCGGAACCUGGCGACUUCUCGUCAUGCUGGCCUCUUUCCGGAUAUAGACCGGCCAGGAAACGCGAUGCCACGAGUGCCUUUUGUCGACGCCCCUUCCCCUCUUAUCUCGGCCACGCUGGCAGCCAAGCAGUAUGCGUGUGUCUCUAGGACACCCCCUGAACCCCCUUCGCCGAGAGGUGACUCGAGGGGGCUAUCAGUUCUAAGUCCGGCCACAGCAUCAUCGGUCAGACCACACGCAAGCUCAAGCACCCUGUCCACUCGCACUGGGGAUGGCUCCCAACGAUUGGACGAUAGCACCAGCGAACAGAUGUCAGACGACAGCUUUUCAGAGCCCGAUUCCUGGCCGGGGUUUGGCGACAUCCCAACUGCGACCAAGAAAUGGAGGUCUUCCUUCCAACAGGCUCUGGAUCGAGGCAUGCUGCGGCUUUGGACCCGAUACAACCACGACUGGGAUACGCUGAUCAGACAAUGCGUGGGAAGCAGGGGCAUCGACUCUUCGCAAUACCACGACUCUUCAGGAAAGGUACGCAAACCCGCACCGUCGCGCCAUGGAUUCGGCCAGGGCCUGCGUCCCAAUGCACGUUCGCUUGGUCACGGGGAUGAAGACGAGGAGGAGGAGGAGGAGGGCGACGGAUGCCGGCCGCCAUCCUCGCUGUCUAAACGCAGUUCGGGGUCUGCGAAGAGAUUCGCGUGUCCCUUCCGGAAGCAUGAUCCCCACAAGUACAACGUUCACGCCCAUGAAGUAUGCACGAUUAGAUCGUGGUCGACGAUCUCGAGGUUGAAGGAGCAUCUGUAUCGCCGACAUUACAAGACGCACUGUCCAAGGUGCAAGCAGACUUUUAGCGAUGCCAAGGCGCUUGCUGAACAUGAGAUGUCCGUCGUGGGCUGCGAGGUUCUGGACGUGGUCCACCCCGGAGACAUUACGACGUACCAGGAGAAGCAACUCAAGUCCAGGAAGCACACAACGCGGCGUCAGACAGACGAAGAGAAAUGGAGGGACAUAUACCAGAUCCUCUUUCCCAAUGAGGACAUCCCCUCCCCUUACCCUGAGCCUGCAGAGGAUCUUGCUCCGGCGGCCUCCGAGCCUCACGUCAGCCUAAACUUCCAACACUUCCUCUUGACACAAAUGCCCGGUCUCUUCACCAGGACAGCCGAAGAGCAUGCCGGACGUCACCUCCAAGCGCACGAAGGACUGCCGAUGGAGGCAAUACCGCGGAUCAUCGAGGACGCUCUUCAAAAGGCAUUCCGGCUGUGGCAGACGCAAGGCAGCGAGCUGCUUACGCGGGAAGCCUCGGUGGCCUCGAUGAGUUUUAUGCCGGAGACUCCAUCCUCCGUCACGUACACGUUGGCGCAGUCUACUUCAUACCAACCAGCCCAAGCCGCGGUUUCGAUGGGCCAGAGCUUCCCUCAUGUCAACUUCCCGACCCCGGGCUUCACGCCCGAGGUCGCGCACACAUCACACGCAGAUGAUUCGGGAUUCGCGGAUGGCCACUUCUUCAGCUCGGGACCGCCAGUGGACUUUAACACUUUCGCCCCUCAAUAUGAAAGAAGCCCCUGGGAAGCAAGCCUGUCUCUCUUGGGCGAGGACGUGUUCCAGGUUGACUCGAAUUUGGCAGGUCAGUUCCGGGGGUUUCCAAACCGUUGACAAGCACCUGUAACUCCAGGUGCGGCCCAGCCAUGGUGCGUGCCGGUUUGACGCCCAGGGAAGUUGAGGUGGGAUGAGGCGGGGCUCGGACCUUGCCGCUGGCAGAAAGAUCAAGAGUAACACAGUGCAGGUGCAAAUAGAUCAUGUCCACGUAUCUGUUCCCUUGCU